AUGCUCCCCCGUGAAUCUGCUCCGCGCACCGCUGUUGGCGUUGACUGCGGUGACGUGGCGUCCGCCAGUCACGCAUCGCCACGUGGCCGCAUUAUGUCCGCGGUCGCCGGCGCGUUGGUCGCGAUUCAUCUGGCCGCCGCGGCGAUUCCUCUCGAGGCCGCCGCCGCCGUGUUCAACGCCGGCCAACCAUCGGUGGUGGCAGUGGUGGCGGCAGGGGAGCAGUCGCCCUAUGUGCGCGCGCAGGAGGAGCAGGAUGAGGACGUGGGGCUGCUGGACGGGCGCAUCCGCCCCUGCCCCCUGGCGGUCAACCCCAACUGUGUCUCCACCUCCUCUCUCAGCCUCGCCUACUCGCCACCCUGGACCGUGCCUUCCCUCAGUACCUCCACGGCCGUGCAGAGGCUAGAGGGAGUGCUGCGCUCGGCGCUCAAGAACCCGGCCAUAGAGGAGUCCGUUGAUGUCGCUGACG
Molecule: messenger RNA, 466 nt
Organism: Closterium sp. NIES-65
Lineage: Eukaryota; Viridiplantae; Streptophyta; Zygnematophyceae; Desmidiales; Closteriaceae
Source: the annotation of a GenBank genome assembly